Molecule: messenger RNA, 2370 nt
Organism: Colletotrichum paranaense
Lineage: Eukaryota; Fungi; Ascomycota; Sordariomycetes; Glomerellales; Glomerellaceae
Exons: 4
Coding region: 1-2370 (789 amino acids)
Source: RefSeq, a predicted model, not a curated record
AUGUCAUAUUCACUCCCGUUCAAACGAGAGGGCCAGGACCCGGAGAUCAGGCCCCUGAGUAAGAGAAGCAUUAACAUGGCAUCGUCGACGCGCUCUAAUCAAUCACCCGCGCCACCGGCAUUGGUUCGAGCAAAUAUCGCCCCCGAUGCGCCCUUUCCCUCCGGCAAGAGAAGUAGUAAUUUGCAUCGAUCGGCAGCCCGCCACACGCGCAGCUCAGAUGCAUCGUACUCUGUGCGCGCGGACGAUAUCAUCUGCAAAGAUCUCUCGCAGUGUCCCUACGGUCCCGAGGCGGGUCUUCAUUCUGUCUUCAGGCAUGAUCAUCCCCACGGCAAGAAGAAGGCCAAGUGUGCAGACAAGACUUUCGAGCUGUUGCAGGAUAUGGAGCGAGCUUCGGCUGAGCGGGAAGACAAGGUCGAGGAGCAGACGCACCGCGGCUCUACUUCUAAGCGGCGUGAGCCGGUCGUAGUUUGGAUGGAUGCGGAUACAGGACUGAAGAAGAAGCCUCCUAAGGAAGCAGUGAGGGCCCACGAAUCGUACUGUAGGAUCAAAGUUGACGGGGUGGAGACGGGCUCCCCAAUUACUGUUGGUCCUUUCCAUCGGUCUGUCCUUGAGACCAUGAUACAGGACCUUCCCGUUGCGCCAGGACAGGCCCAGAGGGGCACCCCUGGGACUCGGGUGAGCCAUGGCCCGCCUCCUCCUCCUCCUCCUCAGCAGGAGAAUCAAAGUCCGGAACCUUUCCUCGCGGCCGGCGGCCGGACUCUCCCGCGCAACCCGGUUGCCGAGCAGACCGAAGCCGAGAAGCGUAAGCCAGUCGUAGAUAUGCAGCGCGAGGGAGCUGCGUUCGCGUUGAACAGUCAAGAGCAUUUCCGACAGGCAGCGGAGACUGCUCGUCAGCGAUUACAGCAGCAGAAGCUCCUCGCGAAGAAGGCGCAAGAAGAAGAGGAGUUGAAGAAGGAGGCGCUGAGACGGAAAGAGCUGCAGCGACAAGAGUUUGAGCAGCAGCAACAGCAGCAACAGCAGCAGCAGCAGCAACAGCGAGAGUACCAGCUUAAGCUGGAGCACGACGAAGCGCGAGCGCGCAGACGGAGUCGAAUGGAAGAGCGCAUCACCAGGCACCUGGAGCGAGAGGUCCAGAUGAAGCAGCAGCAACAGUAUGAGCUUGAGCAGAAGCAGAGGCAGGAAGAACUGCAACGGCAAGAGGACUUUGCCAAGCAGAGACAGCUGGAGAAGCAUCAGCUCGAGAUGAAGCAGCGUCAGGAGUUCCAGGUCAAGCAGAAGAAGCAGCAAGAGCAAGAAGAGCACAAGCUCAAGCUAAAGCAACAGCAGCAAGAUUACAUCGAGUUGCUGUUGAAGAACGCGCAAGAAUGCAACCACGGGAUGGAGAAGUGGCAAGAGGAGGAGAGGCAGAAGCUGCAGCAGAAGCAGGCAGAGCUGCACCGUCAGGAAGAGCAAGCCAAGCAGAGGCAGAGAGAAGAGUACCAGCGCCAGAUGAAGCAACGAGAGGAGUAUCAGCUUCAACAAAAGCAGCAGCAGCAGCAGCAGCAGGAACAAGACCUCGAGCGCAGGAAGAAAGCAUCACAAGAGCUCGAGCUCAAGCAGCAGCAGCGCCACGAAGCUCUGCUCAAGAGCAAGCAGGAGCUCGAAGCGCUGCAGAGUGGCGUCAGACAGCGUGAGGCCGAGCUCAUGCAGAAGCAGCGACAAGAGUACGAGUACAAGGAGAGACAGAAGCGAGAGGAGCAGAAGCGGGUGCAGCUGAAGCGGCAGGCAGAGUACGAAGCCAAGAAGCAGCAGAUUGAGGCUUCUGACGUCUCGUCUAAGCCUGUUUACAACCCUGAGCAAGGGUAUGCCGAUAUGAUUGAGAUGAUCAAGAACUGGCAGCUCUCGGCGACGAAGGGCAUCCAUUCCAUCUCGGAGGAGUUGGGUCGUAUCUCUGCUACCGCGGCCAGAGCGGAGGAGCAAAUCGACCGGGACGCCGUUUCAGCGGAGAUUCGUCACGAGCCCGAGACUGUGGCCAAGUCAGAUGAGGUGUCAAAGGCACCACAGGUUGAGGACGAUCGUGAGAUUCCUCCAUUCUCGCUGAGUUCUCCCCUAUCUCCUGUGAUUGACCCUCACAAUCGGUCCAGUCCCGGCGCGAACCCAAUUCAAGGCAUAGUGUAUAGGCUCAAGAAGGAAGACGAUGUCCAGGCCUUUGACUUUGUCAGCCAUGAGGAUGCGCUAGACCUCACGGAAGAGUUCGUCAUCACGGAGCCUAUGAUCUGCUGCAAGAAUGGCAAGAACUGCAAGAAUUGCGACUGCCAGAAGCCCCCACAGGCUGGCAUUGCUAGGGCGUUGCCUUUGGAGUUUUUUGACGAUGAUUUCCUCCUCAUUUGA